This is a messenger RNA of Homalodisca vitripennis (glassy-winged sharpshooter), 3064 nucleotides long. RefSeq lists its product as uncharacterized. The coding region runs from base 129 to 2702 and encodes 857 amino acids. The record is from RefSeq and is a predicted model, not a curated record. Gene Ontology annotation, molecular function: protein binding. The transcript is spliced from 15 exons. Lineage: Eukaryota; Metazoa; Arthropoda; Insecta; Hemiptera; Cicadellidae.
AGCCAGCUGAUAGUAUAAACAACAUAUUGAGUGUCGUCUGCUCAUUUGCUUGAUGUUCAGUGUUUACUGCACCUUGUGAAUUAUCAUCAUCUAAGUACAAUAAUUAUUGUUAAAGUUAGUUCAUUUUGAUGAUGACUAUGUACACAACCAACAAACCUGCUGUUCGGGACAGUUUUGAUGAUGAUGAUGUCAGUGAUGAUGUGGAUGACGAAGUCUUCAUACGAGACGGGAGAAAUGGUUUCAAGAUGGACGAGGAGAGGGGGGCCAAGCGUCCUCUAAUGGCUCCAAGAAGAAAAGUCAAAUCAAUGCCAGGCAGUCAAUUCCAUCCUGAGAUUUGCAAACAACCACAAUGUAGAACGUUCUGCGUCCCUUGUUGCUAUGGGCUCCUUGCACUUGUUGCUUUGUUUGGAUUGGUUAUUUUAGUAGUAGUGGUGAUAAACAUGUUCCCAUUCCCAUUGGACAGAAUACGCCUCUGGUCAGAAAAUAUAGUCCAACACAAGAAACUUGUACUUCCCUGCACCGAUAUGAAGACUCAGGAUGUUUGGAUCAAGACUUUCCCUAAACUGACUUCAGAAGCGUCCUUGAAAUUGAAUGAUGUCAACCGAGAUGGUAUCCAAGACAUCAUAGUAGGAUAUGGGACAGGAGCGGACGAUAUGGGACUUGGAGAGGAGGUGUGUCCCAGUUAUCUGCCAGGAGUGUCUCCGUGUCUGGGCGGAGUGAUGGCACUGGACGGACGCUCUGGCAGUGUAUUAUGGCAACACUGGACCCAUCGCGGUGUGCUUUAUGUUGACUGUUCUACCGACAUAACUGCUGACAAAACCAACGACUGUGUCAUCUCUGGGAAGGGUGGUGUGCUGAGUGCGCUGAAUGGUCGGGACGGAACUGUCAUCUGGGAGUUGAAGAAACCUCCGACCAAGGAAGAGGUUGAUGUUUACGCUGUACAGUUUAUCGGUGAUGUUGAUUACGACUUGGUGCCAGACAUACUCACCACACACUCAUCAAUACAGGGAGGACAAGCACAAGGACACUUGCUAAUCCUGAAUGGGCGAAGCGGCAGCGUUCUAGCUCAGGUCGCUACACCCAACUAUGAGAGUGUAUACAGUCACCCUGUGGUCACGGUGGGGCCGGAUGGGGGCAGGAUCGUGCUUCUGUCUACUGGUAGUAUCGAGUCUCCUGGCGGACUUUACGCAGUCUCCCUUCAUCUGCUCACCACAGGGAACAUAUCACAGAGUUUGCAGCUCCUGAAGGGAGGAGUCAAUGAAGCCCCUGUACUUGUGGACUUAAAUAAAGAUGGCACUGAAGAUAUCGUGGCGAUUUCAGAAGACAGGGUUACUGUGAUCGACGGCAUUACUUUGGAACAAAUGUGGAAUACAACCUCAACGUCUUUGUUUGGAAAACUUCAGCUGCUCAACUCACCAACUCUGGCUUACUUCAAUGAUGAUGACGUUCCAGACAUAUUAUUCACCCACAUGGUUGGUACAACAUAUCCUGAAUACUUCUUUGCACAGACCACUGUUGUGGAUGGCCGCACAGGUGCACCCCUACUAGACCAGCCAAUGACUAGUUCUGCAUACGUUGAGACCCCUGGGCUCACUCUCAGUGUAUCAGGACAAGGGAAUGACUUCUUCCUCUACUGGGUAGCUGUGUGCGUCGGUCACGAGGAGACCCAACAGCGCUUUGCCUUCCUCAACAGUACACCAAUCAAACAAAGAGUAAAAGCCGAUUUGUGUAAACUUCGGUUCAACUCUACUCUGGAUAUGCGACUGUAUGCAUUGAGUCAGCACACGGCACCACCUGGCCUGUUAGUGUACUCCUCAGGAUCUCGGUGGCCAGAGCAGCACAACAGCAGUUGGGUUUCACCAGCCGAGCCUCAGCAACCAAUGUCAAACUUCCACCACAAGGGUGACUCUGUGGAGCAUCUCAAGGCGUCCCCGCACCGGUCUCACAGCACCUUCCAUCGGCAGCAGUUCGGAGCACAAGAGUUACCGAUAAGCCUAGAAGAGUACGAGAGAUUUCCCCAGAGAAGGCCUCAUGCUGAGUGGCAUCCGCAGGAGUCGGCUUACGGCAACUCUCUGGACCUUCAGAACAGAAGGUUUUCGAAUUUGGGCAUGUACAGCAACAUUCUCAAUGAGGGAUUGCCAGAGCUGGAACCAGGCUUUGGGCAGGAUGGGGAGGAGGUUCCUCAGCUGUAUCCUCCUGGGACUUUGGGGAGAGAUGAGAGGGAAGACUCCGAACCCAGGAUCCGACGCAGCAUCGUCAGUAGAGGACUACCUCACAUUGGAUCUGCUGGUGCUUUAGUGCCCUCUCUGGAUGGUGGGGGUGUGGAUGUGGUGUUGACCACUCACUGGCUGCCGGCGUCUAGCAGUGUAUACAUCAGGCUGCCAAGGGACGAACAGUGCAUCCAGGAGCGCAUGGCCAGGAUCUCCCCAGAAAAGUAUGAUGAUCUGGAGGUGUUGAGAGCAACUGUGGAAGAGCAGUGUCUGCUGGAACGAGGGGUUUCUCGAGGGGCCAACACUUCCCCGCCAGCCCCACCCAGCCAGUUGACCGUGUGUCGCCUGCGGCUGACUUGUAGCUGUGAUGCAGUAUCUCCACCUGCAGAAUUGUGUGCUCGCGUAUUGCCAUAUGCCGCACAGAGCUGGCCGCAGCGCGGGCCCAACGUCUUCUUCAGACCACAUUCCGACGAGCAUCCCGUACUGGCUUAGUGACCGUAUCUUAUGCUUCUAUUGUAUUUGCACAGUAUAAUAUUUUUAUAAUUUUGUCUAACCUAAGCUACUAUUUGCAACAUGGAAACAUGAGAACAAGUCUUUCAAUUUUAAAUUUAGUGAUGUUACUUAUUUUGGACUUUUAAAUUUACAGUAUGCACUCUUUAGUUACUGUACAUUUUUGUCUGGUGUAAUAUAAUAUGAUUUCUGAGGAUAAUAGGAAAAUUUACAUGAAGUGGUGGAUAGUAUGAGGUAUUAAAAUAAGGUCUUUUCUGUUGAUGCACACUAUAACAUUUACAAAACUCACUCUUUACAAACUCUUUAUCAGUGGGUCUGACUUUUAUUCAUUUAUUUUAUUAAAA